This is a messenger RNA of Nematostella vectensis (starlet sea anemone), 4245 nucleotides long. Its product is annotated as WD repeat-containing protein 47. The record is from RefSeq and is a predicted model, not a curated record. Gene Ontology annotation, molecular function: protein binding. Bases 305 to 4174 code for a protein of 1289 amino acids. The transcript is spliced from 8 exons. NCBI's taxonomy places the organism in Eukaryota, Metazoa, Cnidaria, Anthozoa, Actiniaria, Edwardsiidae.
AGCGCGGCCAGAUUCAUUAUUUACUAGUUACGAUUCUAUUGUUAUCGACAAAAAGUCGCCAAAUUCCACAAACUCUGCGGCCAAAUGAGACUCAAAUUUACAUAAUAUGGAUCUAGAACCAACACUCGAGGAGCUUUGAGUGAAAGGACGCGGUCAAACCAAAGAUAUCUUAAAAUGGGCAAGGUUAUUUUAUGGGUUUGGUCGCCAGCGGUUGUACGCCUGUUGUCGUUCAAGUUAGAAUUUCCCACAACUUAAUUUGAAAUUCGACUUUUACACCGUCAUUUGGCAAGGUUCUUUUACCAAUAUGACCAAGGCGAAGGUUGCACUUGAAAGUGGCGACAUUGUUCGCCUUAUUUUGCAAUUUUUCAACGCCGAAAAGCUACACAAGUCAAUGCGAAAUUUAGAGAAAGAAAGUGGUGUGACAAACUGCGACCUCUCUGAGGAUGUCCUUUUUCUAAGGCAGCUUAUUUUGGAUGGCGAGUGGGAUGCAAUUUUGACUUUUGCUCAACCCCUGGAAGCUGCAGAAGGAUUUGACGUGCGAAAAUUUCGUUAUUUGGUUCUAAGACAAAAAUUCAUGGAGGUUUUGUACUUUAAAUCUGGCAUAGAAGGUGUUUCGAAAAGUUACUCGAUUGAAGAUUUGAUCAAGUGCUUGAACCACCUAGAAAAGGACUGUCCUUUUAAAAGCGACUACACAAAACUAUGCUGGCUUCUAACGGUACCUGACUUAUCAGAGCAGCCGGAAUAUCAAAACUGGAACCCAGAAACGGCACGAAUUCAGUGCUUUGAAGAAGUCCUGGAAAUUUUACGAGCAGUUAUGCCCGUUGUAAAGAAACGAACCGUGAAACGACCUGUGACUCCUAAUGAAGACCGACUGACAAACCUUAUUGUGAAAGGCUUGUGUUUUGAAAGUUGUGUAGAAUACUGCCAACAGAGAGCACUUAAUGGUGACUUUAAUGAUGAUAAUAACUUUACAGUAAGUAGUAAUAUUUUGUGUGGAACAUCUCAUGAAAGCACUGGAAAUUUUAUUUCCUGGCUUAAAAGCUUACCUCAGGAUAGUUAUGUCUCUGAUUUUGAACCUAUGGACCUAGAUGUUAACUUUCAUCACCUCACCAAAGCUAAGGCUUUCCGGUUUUCUAAUAAGAAGUUGCAAAGUGAAGCUGAGAAUUUGUCAAAGAGUAUGACAUUUAAUAGGCCAUCCACUGCCGAAGCCAUUGUAGAACCUUCAAAAGAAGAGAACCAAGUCAUUGAUGGUAAUCACGUCACCAGGGCUAUUGCUGGUAUGACCAAAGUCUCUAACUCUUAUCAUGAGUUUAAAUACAAUCCAAAGAACUCACACUUUCAACCAAUUAAAAAAACAUCAAGAGAACAUGAAAAACUUCAUAAGCCUGAAGGCCCUGUAGACUCCCAACCAUUGAUUGUGGAUAUGGCAAGCUCUCAGGGCAACCAGAUUCCAAAUAGUUCUUCUAAACAGUCAAGAAAUGAGGGUACAGAAUUGAUAAACCCCCCAGAGGGACAGGGAGAGAGUUCUGUUGAAAGACAAAGAUAUGAGAAUCUAACUGAAAACACUCACAGGAAUAUAGAUGAUGCAGAAGGUGUUCAAAGGUUUAACAAAGUUCGGGACUCAGUUCAAAUUAUGAGAAAUGAGCAAGAACAGAGUGUUCUGCAACAGCUCCAAGAGCAUGAACAGUAUAAGCAAGAGCUGCAGCGCGAGCUUAUGGGAGAACAGCUAUGCCUAAAGGUGACAGACCAUCAACACAUUACAGUAAACAACCACUUUGACGUCCCUAACACAAGUGACACAGAUGGCUUACAAAAGUCACCAAAACAACAACAUCUAAGCAAACAGACUGAUUCCAAUAAUGAGAUAAAGGAGCUUCCUAAACCUCAUAUACCUGUUGUCCCAAAUCAAGACAAUCGAUUGUCCCCAGAGGGGCUAGAAACUGGCAAAAUGUACACAGAUGCUGGUAAAGGCGAGGAGCCUUCAUUAGAAUUUGACGAUGGAAAUUUUCCUGUGAUGUCAACACCUUUAGGUAAACACAAGCCUGCUCCGCUGGUGCUAAAUGAAGAGUCUGCUAUUGAGAUGGCUGCUAGGCAACCAGUGACACCUGUCAAUCAAAAGCAUCCUAAUGCCAUAGCUCCUGGUCAUUGGGUUGCACUUGCAGAUGGCUCAGGAGUCUUGAAUACCAGUACACCAAAGUCUACCAAAAACAAACCUACACCAGCACCCCUGGCCUCCCCCGUGCUCCCUAAAGGUGAUGGUCAACAUGGGACCCCCCUGAGUGCCAUGCCUGAGGCGACAGGCUCCAGUGACGAGAAUUUGCAGGGCAAGGAUGGACUAGAUGCAACACAAGGGAAUCAAGAUCCCCCUGCGCGCAAGGGACCCAAGAUCAAUGGUGUCCGUCGCAGUCUAACAUCUUCCCAGCCGCACACGAUCGGCAAACUCAAGAAUGCAACACCUACUGGAGUACCCCAAGACAGACAGGCACCUAGACACUCCAAGCCCUUGAGCACUCCACGUGGAGAGUCCUCCUCUCCCAACACCAUCCCAGACCGUGUGAGAAAUCAACCAGGCAGUGGAAACAGCAGUCCCAGGAGUGGAGCAAGCAGUCCCCUUGGUCGUGCCUCGAGCCCUAACAGUAAAAAAGGGUCUCGUGUCAAUAGUCCAAUUGGAGCAAGACGGCGUGCCAAUAGUCCAGGUCCAAGUAUUAAUAGUCCUAGGGGACGUGCGGAAAGCCCUAGUAAUGCACACGGACGUGCAAGUAGUCCAAGCGGUACAAGGGGGCCAGUCAGUGGUCCAAGUGGCGCAAGAGGGAGCCCUCACCAACCAAGAGGACGUGCUAGUAGUCCAGGUGGUGCGAGGGGACGUGCUGCUAGUCCAAAAUCACGGCUUGUAUCCAACCAGAAACAAGUGACCGUCAAGCAGCCUGAACAAAGUGAUGCCACUAAUGGCACAACAUUCCUUGUUGAAAAAGUACCUUCUAAUGGCCUGAAAGCAAGGCCUGCUAUAAAUGAAGCUGCCCAGGAGCCACAGGAAUACCAAGAUAUGGGAAAACCAGCAAGCCAGUGCAUUGAUGUAACAUACCAGAAGCAAACGUGCAAUGACCCAGCAGCACCACACGUCUCCCAUGGCCAGGAAGACUGGUCCAGGUUGAGAAACCACCAGCAGAAUUUCCUGCGGACCACCACAGAACCUACCAGAUUCAGAACAAUUGCUCUGCUUGAAGAUUUACAAGCAAUACGUGCAGUGGCUUUUCAUCCAACUGGGAAGCUAUUUGCUAUUGGUUCAAACUCUAAGAUACUGCGGAUAUGCGCUUCUCCUGACCUGGAAAAUUUUACCAACUCUGAUAGGAAUGCCUCUCAAAUCUCUCCUCCACCGACAAUCCUAUUCAAGAGGACCCGGCACCAUCGUGGUUCUAUCUACUGCAUGGCAUGGAGCUCCACAGGUGACCUUAUAGCUACUGGGUCAAACGACAAAAGCAUUAAAGUCCUGCAUUUUGAUGCCGACAAUUGCACUCAAGUAGGCCCAGAGCUGGAGCUAAAUAUUCACAGUGGUACCAUCAGAGAUCUCUCCUUUGUGUCCAGGGCAAGUGGAUCUGCUGUCCUGGUGUCUGGGGGUGCUGGAAAUGGCAACAUCCAGAUCUCUGAUUGUACCACCGGUAACACUAUCGGACAACUAAAAGGUCACUCCAGUCACAUCAUGUCCGUCUAUGCAGCCAAGGAUGACAUCAUAGCAUCCGGCUCAAACGACAACACUGUACGGCUAUGGGACUUAAGGUCACAGAGGUGCAUUGACGCCAUAGCAACAGGGGACAGCUGUGUGUCAUCAGUGUGUGUUAAUCCAUCAGGAACCUUACUUGUUUCUGGUCAUGAAGAUGGCGGCUGCAUGUUAUACGACAUCACAGCAGGAAGAACUCUGCAGUUCUUCAAACCCCACACUGCAGAUUGCCGCUCAGUUCGCUUCUCCCCAGAUGGUCAUCACCUUCUUUCCUGCUCAUACGACACAAGCACAAUACUGAUGGAAAUGCAGCAUGACCUUGAAUGCAAUAUCCCACCAUACUCUGUCGUAGCGCAGCAUGACGAUAAGAUGAUACAGUGUCGAUGGCAUCCAUUCCUGAUGGCAUUUGUGAGUUCAAGUGCAGAUAGGACUGCUCGACUUUGGACUCUUGAUUGCUAGAGAGACACUACUUGCUGUAAAGAGUUUAAGUACGUUCAAGGGCAUCCGUGAAAUAGCAUACCACACUAAAA